AUGAAUAUUAAAAUAGUAUAUAACUCCAAAACCCACAAAAUAGCCCCUAAACUUCAAACACUUGAAGACAUCAAAAAAGCAAUAUUAAUCCUAUAUCCAAAGCAAUUAGCAGACGGAUUGGAAUUAUAUGUAACAUUGCAUCCCGAAAUGGAUCCUUUUAAAAUUUUAGAUGAUUCAUGCUUUUUAAGAAUUCAAGAAUUAUAUCAUUAAUUGAACUGGAAGUCAAUCAAAUUUUUAGUUAAGGAUUUAAUAAAUCCUGAUCUAACAAAUGAAGAUUUAUAGAUACUAAAUUAGAGUGUCAUUGUUCAAUCAACUGUAUAAUUAUCUACAUUCAAUAAUAUCUUGUAAUAAAAACCACAACCUAAACAAGAAGUUAUAGAAAUUAAGAAAUAAAUCCUUAAUAGUAUUUUCUAUUCUAUUAUAAAAAUUAGAAUUAUCAAUGAAUUACAGAAAUAGGAAGUUUAAGAAUUGGAUUAUGAAUCAGAGGAAUUUAAAAAAUUUAUCAUUGAUCAAAUUGAUGAAAGAUUAAAGUAUUAUGGAAUAAUUGAGAAUUAGAAUAAACCCAAAGUACCAGAAUAUUAAAUGUAAUUAUAAACUAGAAACCUUAAAAUAACAAAAUUUGUAAAUGAACAAUUUUUGUUCUAAGUUUAAGUAAUGAAUACUGGCACAGCCAUUUGGAAAAGAAGGGAUGUAGAACUUAUAGGACUUAGCGGAUACUAUAAAAAUAUUUCGGUUAAUUUAUAUGAAGAUACUGCUCCAGGAUAAAUAGCUACAUUUAAAUGCAAUGCUUUUUCACCUUCACAGCCAAUUUAGAAUAUGAAAAAUGAAUUUUAAGUAAUGUUAUACAGAUUAUCAGAAUAGCUAGCUUAUAAUGAUGGAAAUUAACGUAGGUUCUUUGGUGAAAUAAUAUUAGUCGAAGUCACAUCCCUAUAAAAUGUUGUAAUUUAGCCAAAUGAGAAGAAUGUCGAUUAGAAGAAGGUAUAGUAGCUGAUGGAAAAUGCAUAAAUUUCAAGAGUCAAAGCAAUUGAAUUUAUUCAGUUUUAUGGGGUAGAUUCUGGAAUAGAUGAAAUUAUUAUGGCUUAUUUUGAUUAACUUUAAUGA
Messenger RNA from Paramecium tetraurelia, 1101 nucleotides. RefSeq lists its product as uncharacterized. The transcript has 4 exons. NCBI's taxonomy places the organism in Eukaryota, Ciliophora, Oligohymenophorea, Peniculida, Parameciidae. The record is from RefSeq and is a predicted model, not a curated record.